Messenger RNA from Salvia miltiorrhiza (redroot sage), 3408 nucleotides. RefSeq names its product receptor-like protein 34. The transcript is spliced from 5 exons. NCBI's taxonomy places the organism in Eukaryota, Viridiplantae, Streptophyta, Magnoliopsida, Lamiales, Lamiaceae. Bases 111 to 3347 code for a protein of 1078 amino acids. Gene Ontology annotation, molecular function: protein binding. The record is from RefSeq and is a predicted model, not a curated record. Gene Ontology annotation, cellular component: plasma membrane.
GAAGACAUUUUUUAAAUUAUUAAAUUAGGUGGCAUAAAUACUACUCCAUAUAUACAUAUACCCUCCCAUUCGAUUAACAAAACAAAAUCACAUGCAAUUACUCCAUAUCUAUGGAUACUUCUUUCUCAUUUCCUUUCACACUUAACCUCUUACUUCUAAGCAUCUUCUUCUUCUUCACCCUCAUCUCAUCACUCGAUCUCACCACAGAUCAACAAGCUCUACUCGCUUUCAAAAAACGCAUAACGUUAGACACAAAUAAUGUCCUAACCAGCAACUGGCUCACCAACACCUCCGUCUGCGGCUGGGCCGGCGUCUCGUGCGGCGCCAAACACCACCGCGUCACCGCCCUCAAUCUCUCCGGCCUCGCCCUCGGCGGAACCCUCGCCCCGCAUCUCGGAAACCUAACGUUCCUCCGAUCCCUCGACGUCAGCUCCAACGACUUCACCGGCGCCAUACCACCGGAGCUCUCGAAUCUGCGGCGUCUCGAGGAGAUCGACGCCCGAUACAACAACCUCACCGGAGAAAUUCCGGCUGGCUUCUUCACGAACAUGUCUGCAUUGGUCGGAAUCGAUCUGAGAUUCAAUAAGCUGUCGGGAGAGCUCCCGAGUGAUCUGUGCAGAAAUACUCCCAAACUCAAGAGAUUGUUUCUGAGAGAGAAUCAGAUCUAUGGGAAGAUUCCGGCGAGUAUUUAUCGAUGCACGGAGCUGGAGGAUCUGCGGUUGGCCUACAACCAGUUCAGCGGCGAGAUUCCAACUGAGAUUGGGAAUCUGACCAUGCUUACCAUGUUAUCUAUAUAUGCAAACUAUUUCCAAGGAAAUAUUCCGCCGUCUAUCUUCAACAUUUCCUCGUUGGAAGUGAUGUAUCUCUCCAUCAAUAAUCUGUCUGGAAGCAUCCCCACGAAUAUGGACAAUUUACCCAACCUCCAACAGUUGUAUCUUAGUGAAAACAGCUUAACAGGUGGCAUACCAAAGGAGAUUGGACAUCUUACAUCCUUGAGUAUUCUGUAUCUUUAUGGAAAUAAUUUGACGGGUAAUAUACCAAAGGAAAUCGGGAACCUCACUUCACUAGUAGAGCUGAAUUUUGCUAUGAAUAAGUUGACGGGUGAAUUGCCGGAAGAGCUUGGUAAUCUACCAGACCUUGCGUUACUAUCUGCAGCCUUCAACGAUUUCUUGUUUGGUUCCAUCCCUUCUUCCCUAUUCACUUUAUCAAAUCUGCAGAUACUGAAUCUUCAAAGGAAUCAGUUUUCCGGCCGUCUUCCUUCAAACCUCGGCCUCUCGCUUUCCGAGCUUCGUCUGUAUGCCAACAGACUCACCGGCGAGAUUCCGGUCUCCAUCAGCAACGCUUCUCAGCUUACUGUUAUUGAAUUAAACAGAAACUCAUUCACCGGCGCCAUCCCCAAUUUGGGUAAUCUCAGACAGCUGCAAACCCUAGUUCUUUGGGAGAAUAAUUUCACAUCUCCCAAUCAACAUCUCUCAUUUCUGGAUUCACUGACAAACUGUCGGAAUUUGGAGAGAUUGGAGAUAUCGAACAAUCCGAAUAUGAAUGGGAAUCUCCCAGAUUCAGUUGGGAAUCUAUCUGCAUCCCUUGUCACGUUCUUAGCAUCCAACUGCAGCAUCAGAGGUGAGAUUCCUUCCGAAAUUGGAAACUUGAACACUCUGCAGACUUUGGAUUUAUCGAUGAAUCGACUCACCGGAUUCAUCCCCGCGACAAUCGGGAAAAUGGAGCAGCUCCAGAGGCUGCAUCUGCAUGAAAACCAACUGCAGGGAGACAUCCCUCAUCAGCUUUGCUUGCUUGGUAAUUUGGGGUACUUGUACCUUCGUGGUAACAUGCUUAGAGGUGUUGUACCUAGUUGUUUGGGUGGACUUCAGUUCCUUCUAGAAGCAUCCCUUGCUUCUAACAAGCUCAACUCCACACUCCCUCCUGAGUUCUUCAACCUUAAAGCUCUCACAAUCUUGGACUUAUCCUCAAACAAUUUAAUUGGUCAAAUUCCAAAUCAGAUUGGAAGUUUGAAAGAUAUCAGCUACCUAGAUUUGUCUUCUAACCAGUUUUCAGGCUCAAUUCCAAAAUCAAUUGGCAACUGCAAGAAUUUAGCAUACCUGUCUCUAUCAAACAAUAUGUUGAAUGGAUCUAUUCAGACAACAAUGGGGAACUUGGAGGGUCUUCUAGGGUUAUAUCUAUCAAACAACAGUUUGGAAGGAACAAUUCCACAGUUUCUAGGAAACUUGAGGUAUCUGCAGUUCUUGCAUUUGAAGGGAAACCGCUUUCGCGGCAUGAUUCAGACUACAUUUCCAAAAGGGUGUAGUCUUCAAUCACUCAACUUGAAUGGUAAUAACUUGGAAGGAGCAUUGCCUCAAUCCCUCACAAAUUGUGAGAGUCUGCAGGUUCUGGACAUCGGAAACAACAGAAUCCAAGGCCCCUUCCCGUCUUGGACGGAGAAUCUUACCAACCUUCGCGUCCUCAUUUUGACGUCCAACAUGUUUGGUGGCAUCAUUUCUCCACCAGUAUUUAGGUUUCCAUUCCUCAACCUGCAAGUUUUCGACAUAUCCCAUAACGGAUUCACAGGCGACUUGCCUGAUGAGUAUCUGAGGAAGUUUAAAGCGAUGAUGGAUGUGAAGGAAAAGAGGCUCGUGCGAGAGCAAGAUAAUUGGAUCUCGUUUUACACGGAUUCAAUAACGUUAACGCUGAAAGGGUUGGAGCAGCAAGUGGUGAGGAUCUUGACGGCCUUCACUACCAUCGACGUGUCAUCCAACAGAUUCACGGGCAGGAUCCCGAAUUCGAUAGGAGAUUUGAAUUCGUUGAAGUACUUGAAUCUGUCUCACAACGGCCUCACGGGAGAGAUUCCUGCAUCAUUUGGUGCGUUAACGGAGCUAGAAUCUCUCGACAUAUCAACUAACCAGCUCAGAGGAAGAAUACCGGUGGAGCUCGCGCGCCUCUCGUUCCUUUCAUUCUUGAAUCUUUCUUACAAUGGGCUUGUCGGAGCGAUCCCACAUGGCCGUCAGUUCCAAACAUUUUCCGCGGAUUUCUUUGAAGGGAACGAAGGGCUAUGUGGUUUUCCACUCAACAGAAGUUGCGGCGACACUGGUCGUGGAAGUGGUUCAACGGCGUCGGAAUCGAAAGAUGAGGGGAUAGAGUGGGAAUAUGUGAUUGCUGCGUUUGGUUAUGUUGUGGGAUUAGGAAGCAUUGCGUGGACGCUUUUAUGCCGGAGAAGCUUCAGAGAGAGAUAUUUCGAGAAAAUAGAAGAGGUUGUUGAUAAGAUAUUCUACGAGAGAGCGAGGAGAAAAAGGCAUGAAAGAAGAAUGAGAAGAGUAGAGAUGAGGAAUGAGAUUAGGAGACAGCGCCGAAGUUGAUGAUCUAUUUAAAUAUAGAAAACAAUUCUUUAUGCUAUAAAAGAGAUUACGUGUUUUGGUA